This is a messenger RNA of Penaeus monodon (black tiger shrimp), 866 nucleotides long. RefSeq lists its product as uncharacterized. NCBI's taxonomy places the organism in Eukaryota, Metazoa, Arthropoda, Malacostraca, Decapoda, Penaeidae. Bases 89 to 481 code for a protein of 130 amino acids. The record is from RefSeq and is a predicted model, not a curated record. The transcript has 3 exons.
UGCAGGUUCUCAAUCAAAUCACAGACUCCGAGCUCGACAGACAACCCAUCCAAAAGGGUCUUAGCUAACUACGUUACUACAAUCAAAAAUGGCCAGCAUUCUGCCUCGCGCUCUUCCCCGCCUCGUCUCUUCCCUACACGCCACGCCCAUUCUCAGGCGCCCACGCUCUCACAAGGCCCUUGCCAAGACCAUCACCAGUUUCCAUGGGCUGCAGGGCCUCGCACAGCCAUGGCGGGUACCAACGGAAGAGUCUCCUGAGCUGGUGGAGAGCGGGGAACUGGCGCUGCACUUGGAGGCCCUCCAGCGAUGGCACGACGAGGCCGACCUCUUACGGGAAGCGAGGGUCCUUCCUCCAGGCGUUGACGACCAGAUCAACCUCGAGGCAGAGACUCGAGACCAAGUCAAGGACCUCAUGGAGACUUUGAUUGAGGAGGAAAUCCUGGACGUCCGUCGGGGUUGGAUCCUCGCCUCCAACUUUUAAUGCUUUCCAUAUUUCCAUUCCGACGCCAAUGUUCAAUGUUACUGAACUUCCUUCGGCCUUAAAUGUUCGCUCCUAAGAAGGAAGCUGAAGCAGGCCGCACUGAGGGUUCUCCCGCGAAGCCACAAGCAAUGAGCAAAUCCAAGUGCCUUCCGCCUCGACGACGAAGGGGCUGUGACACUGGACGAGGGAUUCACUUCCUGGUCUCACCUCUCUUGCAUGUCUCGCCUGUAACUCGAAUGCAUAGUUUAAGAUACAGUGACUGUAAUUCUUCUGAGUUACUGAUGAAAUGUUGAUUGCUUUUGACAUUUUAUGUAAAGUUUGACUGAAACCCACUUUAAAAGAUAAGAGGAUUGUUAAUACAGAAUCUGUUUUUAUACUUAUAUGA